AUGGUGCUCGUUCUCGUCAUUGGAGACUUACAUAUACCGCAUAGAGUACACGAUCUUCCCGCGAAGUUCAAGAAGCUGCUUGUGCCGGGUAAGAUCCAGCAGAUACUAUGCACCGGCAAUGUUUGUGACCGCGAGACAUACGAGUAUCUGCGUACCAUAGCCGCAGAUGUACACGUAGUAAGGGGAGACUACGAUGAGUCUGCCGCCUUCCCGUUGUCGAUGACCGUCAACCAUUCGCCUAUACGCAUAGGCGUUGUACACGGACAUCAAUGCAUACCGACUGGUGAUCUUGACUCCCUGGGCUCUAUUGCGCGACAGCUGGAUGUUGAUGUUCUCAUCUCUGGCCAUACACAUACCUUCCAGGCCAUCGAGCGCGACGGAAGGUUCUUCCUAAACCCCGGCUCAGCUACUGGCGCAUGGACCGGUGCGUUCAACGGGGACCCGAUACCGUCGUUCGCCUUGAUGGAUAUCCAAGGACCGGUUGUAGUCACGUACGUGUACCAGUUGAUUGAAGGCGAGGUGCGGGUGGAGAAAGUGGAAUAUCGCAAGGACGCGGAGGCCUUCGUGAUCAAGGAGACCGCGCCGAAGAGCUCGGCUAUGCCGCAGGAUAUCCCGGGUGCAGUGGGCGGGCAGAACGUAUGGUAG
Molecule: messenger RNA, 645 nt
Organism: Peniophora sp. CBMAI 1063
Lineage: Eukaryota; Fungi; Basidiomycota; Agaricomycetes; Russulales; Peniophoraceae
Source: the annotation of a GenBank genome assembly